Messenger RNA from Rhodofomes roseus, 3185 nucleotides. RefSeq lists its product as uncharacterized. The record is from RefSeq and is a predicted model, not a curated record. Gene Ontology annotation, molecular function: phosphatidylinositol binding. The transcript is spliced from 6 exons. Bases 358 to 2805 code for a protein of 815 amino acids. NCBI's taxonomy places the organism in Eukaryota, Fungi, Basidiomycota, Agaricomycetes, Polyporales, Fomitopsidaceae.
AAACAAUAAGCUGCGCGCAUGCGCUAGAGCCCUAUACCGUAUCCGCGCAUUUCCCCCUCUCCUCCUAGCCGCCGCCCACGUCGCCCGACACGCCUCCUGGCCGUCCAAGCAGCCCCAUUGUCCCAGAACGCGCAGGGGCCGACCGUGCGUACAUCGCGCGGCCAUUCCGGUGCACCGUUGCUCACAGGGAGCGCGCAGGCCAGAUCGCGUCGCGUCGCCAUACGUCCUUAUUGUCUUUGCCCAACCCCGCCGCACGUUCCCCUGGCUGCUCUCUGAGUCGCCAUCUUAGCUGCCAAUCUGGCUCCUCGUCCUAACUCCCACUCGUCUGCGGGGUCGUCCGUAUUUGCCGUCACAGGGAUGGCCAUACCAUCUGCAUUAGCUGGCGACUUCAUGGCCGGCCCCGGCACUGGGUCCCUUGGAGGGCCUCCAAUACAGCACAAUUACAAACGAGCAGUAUGCCGGGCACCUCCUGCUCUCUUCGAUGUAGAGGUAUUACCACCAACGAAGUUCGGGAGCGGGUUUUGCUAUGGCAUGCGCAUCUACCCCGUCAUGCACUCAGAGCUCCCAGACGACAAGUCGAGCAGGUCGUCAAAGUCGUCGGGAUCGAUGAACACGGAGUACGACAUCUGGCGGCGGUGGGAGGACUGCCUGUGGUUCCAGGAAAUCCUCGAGUCCGAGUACGCACUGAUGGCGCGUCAGAAGCGGCAGCGGCUCGCCGCAGGCAAGGGCGUAAAGAAGAAUGGUAUGUACAUCCAUUCGGACCAGGCAGCGUCCUUCGAGAGCUUGCCGCCCGGCCCGGAGGCGAGCAGCAUCGCGAAGGACAUCCACGAGAUCGUUCCGAAGCUCACGAAGAAGGGCACCUUCUUCAAGGCGAGCCAGGCGACGAUUGACCAGCGGGGGAAGGAGUUCACGGCGAUGAUGGAGGCGCUUUGGGGCCAGGACGUCCCGACGCUCGUCAAGGAGCUCAGGGAGACGCGGCUCGUGCGCGACUUCUUUGGCUACUGGCGGAGGGACAAGGACCAUGACCGCAAGAUCGCGACCCAGCGACCCAGCUCGAGCGACGGCACAAAGCCUUCUAGGACAUCUCUGUACUCGAGGGCGUCGCUCGCGCCAAGCUCGCUGUCGAUGUAUUUCUCCCCAUCGAGUGUCGACCUCUCGCAGAUGCCACCCUCACCUUCCACCGCGAGCCAGACCACGGUGAAGUCCCCGCGAUCCGCGCCGAAGAGCCAAAAACCGGCACACGCACCGUACGAUCCUACCGCAUCCUCCAGUGCGAGCACAUCCCCAACCUCGCCCUCCCCCGUCACGCCCACGCCGACCGCGAUGCAGUUCUCCAUCUCACACCGCGGCUCGCUCACGCCACAACCGCACGCAUCGUUCUCGGACGACGAGACAUCAUCCGGGCACCGCUCGAUCUCGUCCGUGCGUUUCACUCGCUCCCAGAGCAAGCACGAAUCGAAGGUCGCCCUCGACGAGAUGCCCAUCGUCUUCAUGCCAGACGCGCAGCCGUGGUCCGAGACGGGCAUCAACGGCCAGGCGCACGAACGGCACACCGCGCUGCAGGCCCUCCCGGAGGACCAGGAGCUCGAAGCGGGCAUGAGCGGACUGAGCAUGAGCGGCGCGAGCUCGCCGCCGCGCGCCGUACCCAUCCGGCGUGCCCGCAACAACUCGUGCCCGGACCGGACGAACCGCAACUGCGUCGUGUUCUCGCCGACGCCCGAGGAGGGCGCCGACGCCGACGCCGACGGCAUCGCGGAGUCGCCGCGGCACACGAUCCUCAGCUCCUCGCGGCCGUCGUCGAUGGCGCUCUCGAUGUUCUCCGAGAUCUCGGGGGUGUCGAGCUGGCGCAGCUCGGUCGCGUCCGAGGCGAGCAUCGCGACUAUCUCGACGAGCCUCCCGCGCGAGUCGUGCCUGUCGUUCGAGACGGACUCGUCUGGGUCGCUCUACUCGCAGGGCUCGUCGCACGGCCAUGUCCUUGACCACCGAGCGUCCGUCGCGACGAUGAACUCGCUCGUGUCGGGCUUCUCGGUUGACGCGGUGCUUCCUAGGCGGGCGAUGUCGCCCCCUCUCAACGGAGGGAGCGUUAAGCGCUCCAAGAGUACUGGGUCGAGGAGGCCGACGAGCGCGCUCUCUGGCGGACCCAUCUCUGCGGACGACGUGUACGAGUAUGAGCAGUCCGACGAGGUACUUGAUGGGUAUUUCUAUGACCCUACCCUGCAGCGCACACCAUCUCCCGAUGACUCUGCUCUCCAUCUGUCCGAACACUCUAGAUACCAACAACCAACAAAGCAAGUUGUCCCUCCCGAGCGAUUCCCCAAACCCUUCCAGAACCGCCCGCCAGGGCAGUUCCACCUCCCCUGGUCCGCACCCAACUCACCCAACUCGCGCGCCUCCGUAGCCUCCACCAACCCCAUGUCUGUGUUCCCCGACUCCGCCGCGUCCGUGAGCAGCCCGACCGGGCCCGACACGCUGACGAUCAAGGCGAUGCUCGACGACUCGCUGAUCGUGCUCGUCCGCGUGACGCAGACGACGCCGUUCCUGGACGUGCGCGAGCGCAUCCAGAGCAAGUUCGCGAAGCAUGAAGGCGUGCAGCUUCCUGAUUCUUUCGUCAUCGGCUACGUCCCCGCGAGCGAGCGAGCGCGCAUGGCGCACGGGCGCGGCCGGGUGCGCUCGAACUCGACGCCGACUCCUGCGAGCGAGGCGGCCGAGCCGCUGAGGAUCGUCUCCUCGGAGGAGGAGUGGCACACCGCUGUCGCCAGCGCGUCUUCGAAGCUUGCUGUGAGAAUACUCAGGUCAAGAUCCUGAAGCAAGAAAAUCAACAUACCGCUCCUUAUUGCAUUUAUUGCUAUCUCUCAUUGAUCUCUCAAGUCCAUUCUCUCUCUGUUCUCAUUGACUCUCAUGUUUACGACCUCUCAUGAUGAUGACCGCCUGUACUUCGACCUUCCUCUUUGUGGCGACUCGGUUACCCCUUCGGCCUUCGCUGUUUGUACGCCUUAUUGUCAUAUGGCAUUUGUUGUGUGUCUCGUUAUAUCCUCUGGUUGUGUGUAGGUUAAUCGUCAUGGUGUUCGUUUACCUGGGACUAUUCCCGGAUUGGGCCAUGCUAGGUAUCAAUGUGGUGGUAAAAGUAUUGUGUACAUAGAUUGUCGGGAGCAGAUACAGAAUAGACUAUCAUCGUUUGUGCACGC